AUGGCGACCGUUCCAGUAAACCCUAAGCCGUUCCUAAACGAUCUCACGGGGAAGCAAGUCAUCGUAAAAUUGAAAUGGGGCAUGGAGUACAAAGGCUAUCUCAUGUCUGUCGACGCCUAUAUGAACCUCCAGCUAGCGAGCACGGAAGAGUACAUCGACGGUCAGUUCAUGGGAAGCCUUGGUGAAGUGCUCAUCAGGCGUGCCAGAGGACGACGAGAUCACAGAAGCGCAGGAGGAGGAGGAAGGCUGACAGCCACUCUGUAUGGCACUCUGCGGCUCCUCGUGUCCUUGUCUUCCAACCACACCCUCUCAACAUUCAAAUAUGCUGAAUUCGUUCCUGCAAGCGCCGUCGCCACUUCAGGAUCCGCGUCUGCUCUCGCCACCAGGCGCUUCCUGGGCGGCGAUCACGACGACGACGAUGAUGACGACGAUCACCACGACCACGACGACGACGACGACGACGACGAUGAUGAUGACGACGACGACCACCAUCACCACCACGAGAAGAAGGAGAAGAAACCCAAGAAGAAGCUGACGUGCAUUGAGAAGUACAAGAUCAAAUACGCCAAGUGCGAGGAGAAGGAGGAGAAGUGCGAGGCGAAGGCGGCGAAUGCGGACGAGAAGGAGGUCUGCGAGGCGCAGUCGACGGUGUGCGAGCGCAAGGCGUACAAGUCGUUCAAGAACUGCAAGUAUGGCAAGUGGGGGUGCAAGGACUGGUGCCUGUACCGCCGCCGCCAGUGCCUCAAGUGGUACAAGGCGCCGAUGUGCGAGGAGAAGUACGAGAAGUGCGCCGAGUCGUGCAAGCCCAAGCCGAAGGAGGAGAAGCCCAAGAAGGAGAAGAAGAAGGAGCACCACCACGACCAUGACCACGACGACGACGAUCAUCACGACCACGACGACGACGACCACCACGACGACUAG
Molecule: messenger RNA, 921 nt
Organism: Closterium sp. NIES-65
Lineage: Eukaryota; Viridiplantae; Streptophyta; Zygnematophyceae; Desmidiales; Closteriaceae
Source: the annotation of a GenBank genome assembly